This is a messenger RNA of Cyclocybe aegerita, 732 nucleotides long. The record is from the annotation of a GenBank genome assembly. NCBI's taxonomy places the organism in Eukaryota, Fungi, Basidiomycota, Agaricomycetes, Agaricales, Hemipholiotaceae.
AUGCCAGGCAAAAUGGAGUUGUCAGACCUUAAGUCCAUGCCCUCUCGGACGGGAGAGGGUGACAAUAUUUAUCACACAACCCUCGGUAUAUAUCCGACCGACCAGUACCUGGCGUUCGUCGAUGAAGAGCAAGAAGGAAGGGGUAUGGAGUGGUCCAUCAAGGCAAAGACAGGAGGAGAACUGUUUGCCACUAUUACCAAGAUACCGGAGCGCGAGGUUUACCAGGCGUGGGUGAGGGGAGGCCGUACCUCGGAGUUCAGAUUGGAUAUAGCAGGAUAUAAAGCAGAGGAGAUCGAGAAAUUUCUUAUCAGCUAUCUGGAGGGCAUGUUUACUCCGGAGAAGGAUAAACAGCUUAAGUGGAGCUGUUCCAGAACCAUCAAGUGGGAGUAUUGCUGCAAGGAGGGGACCCUGAAGAUUGAGAACCUUUGGGAGUUCACUUUGGAGAGGAAGAUGACAAAGAAUUACUGGAUGCCUAUCGGCUUUGUCAGAUUGGACGUAGGGCUCUGGGGGAUUUCCGAGCAGGACCAAAAGCAUGAUUUUGGGUACCAAAGGUACUGCAACGAUAGGCAACAGCAAUCGCCCGCGAGCGAGCCGGAGCACCCAAGCGUGAGACUCCUAGGGCACAGAUCUGAGGAAGAGUGGAAACAAAAUCGGAUCGAAGCCCUAUACAUCCUCACAGCAGCCGUCGUGCUGUAUCGCGUUGUAAUCGAUACCUGGAAGCCGAAGGAAUAA